AAGGAAGGACAGUCCUGUCUAUACAAACACGUCUACCUAGAUUUAUUUCAACCUUGUAGUUAAUAGGUCAGAACUGACAGAUUGUGUAUAAAAAGGUUUAUAAUAACUCUAUACGUUAAUAUUACUAGCAUGUGGAAAGUGCAUAUUGUAGUAUUCAAAUACCGGACAUAUCGUUUUAAGGUUGUAGAAUCAUCGGGUGUUGUGUCAGCAUAAUUUGAUUUAAGAUAAAAACGGCGUUUAAAGUUGAAUGUGUAUACAAUAGGUGAAUAAAAAAGGACACCUAUAUAAAGACAAUCACUAUGACCAGUGUUAUUAUAGAGGAUAAGGGUGGGGUAAAAAUGAAAGUAGGUGUCGAUGUUGGAGACGGUUUUAUAACCCCAGAUCCGAAAGGCGCGCCAGAAGAAGUGAAACAAGUUUUUGAUAUGCUGCCAGAGUUUAAAUUCAGACCAGAUGAUAUUUUGCUGUGCACUUACCAAAAGACAGGCACACAUUGGUUAUUCGAGAUAUUAAGUAUGAUCAACAAUAGGAAAGCAGAAUUGACCCAGAUGACAAAAGGAAGAUGCAUGCUUGAAAUAGUUCCACAAUCGGCGAUCAAUCAACUUCCGUCCCCUCGAGUGCUUAACAGCCACUAUCCGCCAAGACUGCUUCCGAAAGACAAAGCAUUGUCCAAACCCAAGACCAUUUUAUGUGUUCGAAACCCUAAAGAUACAGCGGUCUCGUUCUACAACCAUAUGAAAGGCUUCCGAACUUAUGACUAUGAUGGGAAAUUUUCUGACUGGCUUCCCAUAUUUUUGGAAGGAAAAUUGGAGUAUGGAAAGUACACAGAUUAUUUACUGGAGUGGGAAAAAGUUAUAACUAAAGGAAAAGAUUUUCCAAUCCACCUUAUGUAUUAUGAGGAUCUUAAACUAGAUGGUGAAGCCGAACUUGAAAGAUUACUGAAUUUUCUAGAUAUUGAACUUGAUAAGCAGUUGCAAAAAGAUAUACUGAAUGCGUGUGGAUUUGACAAAAUGGCAAGUGACAAGUUUCAAGGACCUAAACAUAUUGUUGAUAAGAUGUUUCGUGAGAAUUUCAGAUUUUUUAGAAAAGGAGAAAUUGGUGAUUGGAAGAACUGGUUUACAUGUGCCGAUAAUGAAAUGUUUGAUGAAACUUGGACCAAAGAGAUGGCAAACUCUAAACUCUUUGAAUUUAAGUACUCAGGCCCAAGAUCUUGAAUUCAUUGAGACAUUAAAUGCAUUGUUAUACUUACUUUAUAAUUCAGUCUUUUUUAGAACAUCAUUUUUUAUAAAUGCUAUACAAAUAUUUGUUUAUACUUUUUUACAUAACAAUAUUAAAUGUAUUUGUUUAUAUGAUGUUAAUUUUCAUGCGUACACACGCUCACACGUACACACAUUAAAAUGAAAUGUGUGUGAGAGAGAGCUAUUAACUUAGAAAGGGGAAGUUGUAUUUUAUUUGAACCCAGAAACUUUAAUUGAUGUAGACACUAUAACAAACAAUUUUCAAUCUUAUUCUGAAAACCUCUAAUAAAACAUGAAUGUAAAAAGAA
Ruditapes philippinarum (Manila clam) is the source of this 1543-nucleotide messenger RNA. Its product is annotated as sulfotransferase 1B1-like. Gene Ontology annotation, cellular component: cytoplasm. Gene Ontology annotation, molecular function: sulfotransferase activity. The coding region runs from base 300 to 1211 and encodes 303 amino acids. The transcript has 7 exons. The record is from RefSeq and is a predicted model, not a curated record. Gene Ontology annotation, biological process: sulfation. NCBI's taxonomy places the organism in Eukaryota, Metazoa, Mollusca, Bivalvia, Venerida, Veneridae.